CCCCCGCCCCCUUCUCCCUACAGACUCCCGUGUUGUCGUCCUGCUGCUGCUGCUGCUGUUGUUGCUGCUGGAUGUGAGCACGACUCACUGCUGCCGGGAGAAGAAACUGCGCGACAUUUCGUCCGCAACUGUGAUUUGUACGUCCGAGAAAGAAGAAGAAGAGGAAGGCCGAGUCGGAAGCGCCACCUCGCAAGUGCUCACUAUCGCUUUGCCACCCAAGGGGAAGCCAGUUCUGCGGGGAAACAGAGCCACGAGCCCCUCCGGCCUCCCGCGUUUGCCGUCUCGCUCGCCGUCAUGCAGCCCGCCAUCCUUCUGGUGUUCCCGCUCGUCCUCUUCUCCCUUCUGGUUCCGAGCACAUCCUCUCAGAGUGAGGCGGACCUCACCGUCGUGACCCUAGCGGGCCGAGUGCGGGGCAUCCACAUGCCCGUGCUGGAGCGGGGUCACGUCACGGCCUUCCUGGGCAUCCCUUUUGCCGAGCCGCCCGUCGGGAAGGGGCGUUUCCGCCCGGCCGAGCCCAAGCGUCACUGGCCGGGCGUGUAUGAGGCCCAUCGCUACCCCAAGGCCUGCUACCAGUAUGUGGACAACACCUUCCCUGGCUUCACAGGCAGCGAGAUGUGGAACCCCAACAGGGAGAUGAGUGAGGACUGCCUCUACCUCAAUGUGUGGGUGCCGCCGUCAUCCAGACCUCACAAUCUCACCGUCAUGGUGUGGAUCUACGGCGGAGGAUUCUACAGCGGUUCUUCAUCGCUGGACGUGUACGAUGGCCGCUACCUAGCUUACACGGAGACGGUCAUCGUGGUGUCCAUGAACUACCGCAUUGGCGCUUUUGGUUUCCUGGCUCUGGACGGCUCGUCUGAGGCUCCCGGCAACGUGGGCCUGCUGGACCAGAGAAUGGCCUUGCAGUGGGUCCAAGAUAACAUCCACUUCUUUGGCGGAAACCCCAAACAGGUGACCAUCUUCGGGGAGAGCGCCGGCGGUGCCUCGGUGGGAUUCCACCUCUUGUCUCCGGACAGCCGGCCUAUCUUCUCCAGGGCCAUCCUCCAGAGCGGGGUCCCCAACACUCCCUGGGCCACCGUCAGCCCGGCCGAGGCCCGCCGCCGGGCCACUCAGCUGGCCAAACUGGUGGGCUGCAACUGGGGGAACGACACCGAGCUGGUCGACUGCUUGCGCACUAAAACGCCACAGGAGCUCAUUGACCACGAGUUUCAGGUCCUCCCCUGGAUGUCCAUCUUUCGCUUUUCGUUCGUCCCCGUGGUGGACGGCGACUUUGUGCCCGACACGCCGGAGGCCAUGCUCAACGCGGGCAACUUUAAGGACACUCAAAUCCUUCUCGGAUUCAACCAAGAUGAGGGCACCUACUUCCUGUUGUAUGGCGCGCCCGGCUUCAGCAAGGACAACGACAGCCUCAUCUCCAGGAGGGACUUUCUGGAAGGUGCCAAGCUGAGCGUGCCGCACGCUAACGACAUCGGCCUGGAGGCGGUGGUGCUGCAGUACACUGACUGGAUGGACGAGAACAACGGCGUCAAGAACCGUGACGCCUUGGAUGACAUCGUGGGCGACCACAACGUCAUCUGCCCUCUGGCUUUCUUCGCUCGUUCCUUCGCUCAACACAACGCUCUCAAGCCCAACGCGGGGGUCUUUCUCUACCUGUUCGACCACCAAGCGUCCAACCUGCCCUGGCCCGAGUGGAUGGGCGUCAUCCACGGCUACGAGAUCGAGUUUGUCUUCGGCCUUCCCCUGGAGAAGAAUUUCAACUACACCCAGGAGGAGGAGAAGCUGAGUCGCCGCACCAUGAGAUACUGGGCCAACUUUGCGCGAUCUGGCAAUCCCAACGUGAACGUGGACGGCACGGUGGAGAGCAGGAAGCGAUGGCCUCAGUUCACCGUCGCCGAGCAGAAAUAUGUGGCGCUCAACACUGAGCCCGUCAAGGUCCACAGGGGUUUGAGGAACCAGAUGUGCGCCUUCUGGAACCACUUCCUGCCACGCCUCCUCAACAUCACAGACAACAUCGAUGAGGCCGAGCGCCAGUGGAAAGUGGAGUUCCACCGCUGGUCCUCUUACAUGAUGCACUGGAAGAGCCAGUUUGACCAUUACAGCAAGCAGGAGCGCUGCACCGAUCUCUGAGGUUCCCGGGGGGGGUGGGAGAGGGAGGAGCGAGGAGGGUGGGGUUGGGCGGGCGUACCCAGGAGGGGACACUGGCGGGUUCAAACCACAAUAGAGUUCUGAGGGAGUGGGCAAGCUUAUUUCCUCCAUAGCCGCUAUCGACUUUAUUGACAGUAGUACAUAGAAUGCUCAAACACUGUACAUCUCUAUUUAUUAUUUUUGAAUGAUUGUAAUUAAUUUAUUGAUGAGAUAUAUAUAUUUGUGUGUGUGAGUGUGUGUGUGUGUUUUGCAUCUGAGAGAAGUGAAUGGCUAUAAAGAGGACUUGUGGUGCAUGUCCUGACUUGCUCGUCUUCGCUGUCAUAUCGCACUGUUUUGGUUUCGGGUUUUUUUUCCCCCAACACAUCAGGGUUUGGUUAUUUUGGUGUUGGUUAAUGUGGAUGUAAAAACAAAACAAAUAAUUUUGUCCUUCAUCGCCAACAAAAGCCAUUUUGAUCGGGAAUCGCUCCCUAUCCACUAUAUAGUGGCCUAUGUAGUGACUGGGCCAUUUGGUAGUGCUGUUGCAAUGUGGAGUGAGUGUAAGUUAUCGACUAAAUAAGCGCCCACAAUGCUAUUGAGCAACAGUGCCAAUGAGGAAAUCAAAUAUUUUCUUUGUUAUUUUUUUUUUUUUUUUGCAGAAAACACAGACGGACAUAAAGUACAAGUUCAUUUUGUAAAAUACACGCAGUUUAAUUCAAAACAAUACAGAGUGAUUCCCAUGUAUUUACAAAGUCAUCAGUUUGUACUUUUUUUGUGUGAAUCAUAGCCCCAUUAUUUGCUCUUGAAGCCAUGUUUUCCUUUGGCGUAAACUUGGGGCCACGGAAUGUUGUUGAAAUGCCUUCAUAUAGUCAGGCCAUCACCUUGUCUAAUAGAAAAAAAAGAUAUUGUGCUGCCAUCUUGUGGCAUCUACACAUAACUACAAAACUCUUUUUUUGUUUGUUUCAAUAACUGCGUAUUUUUGUUGCUUGUGGGGUUCAUUGUAGUUGCGUUGUGAGUUGGGGAUUUCACUCACUCGUAUUACAGUUGUUAAAAUGGAUUAUUAUUUAAUAUUUAUUCCGGAUCCUGUAGGCUGUACUUGUCCUGCAACAAUUAUGUCGUUUAUAGUCCACUGUCUAAGAAUACGUAUGUCGUGAUUAAACAGUUGGGAAAGAGUGAAUGAUUUUUGAACACAGUCAUCAUUCCCUACUUCCCUAUCACUACGAAGACAUUUUUAGUGAAGGAGCUAUUCAGGUCCACUAUAAAUAACACCGUAGUAGGGAUUAAAAGCAAGCUCUGUCAUGACAGCCUGUAGGUGAUUAGUUUGUGGUGGCUCUCAACUUUCACCAUCAAUUGCCAUCCACUUCCCCGCUUCCUGUUAUCCGUCAUCCCUCUCUUGUCCCCCGUCCCGCCUCCAUCUUUGCUCUCGCUGCUGCACCCCUUUGGCCUUCUCGCUCUCUUUUCUCGUUAGCCUAAUGGAGGCUGAGUAAUUCACUCAGCGGCGGGAUAAUGUGACAGAGCCUUGGCUCAGCCUCUGGCCUGCCAGCCAGUGGAGCACGAUGAAUGGAUGGAAAAGGCGAGGGAGGAGGUGGAAAGGGUGGGGGGGGGUGCGUUAUGUGAUGGAAAGAUGAAAAGACAGAAUCACAUCCUUGCAUAACACGCACGAGAGCAACCGACUGGAUGUUGCUUCAGCAUUUAACCCUCUGUGCUGGCCAUUUGUGUUGAACUCAUUUUUUCCCCUUUUUCUUCUUGUUCUUCAAAAUAUGAACAUUAGAGCUGCAGAUAUCAUUUGAGUUCCCCAAGCGUGUGGAUUUUUGUCGGGAUUUUGUCAUUUCCAACUUCAGCGCUGCAGAUGCUUGUUUAUCUUUAAUAUGCAGCAAUGCCUUGAGAUAUGACUUAGGAACAGUCAUCCAGAAGAUUUAUUUAUUCAUUUUUGCUUAGACUCGCUAGCGCAAACAUCGGGUCUGAGGGCUGUCUGGUAUCAGUAAAGUCAGUUGGCUAAGCGGCACUUUGGGAACUCGUGAUCAUUUCAUCCCAAAAAGAGGCUUCAAGGUUUUUAAUAUCAGAGAGAAUUACAAAUUUCAUAUUUGAAACAACAGAACUUUACCAUCUGCUAGCUUAAUGCUACUACGCGAUGCAAAAAGCUACCAACAUGCUAACGUUAGCAUCAGCAGCAGCAACGGAUAUUCGAACACAAACGGUACAGCUGUUGUUAUUAUCGCGUCUUCUUUUCUAAGAAGAUUUUGAUAUUUUUUUUAUUUUAUUUUUUGGUAAAGGGUAUCGUUUCUCAAGGCACCACUGUAUAUCCAUUUUAGAGUGUGAACAUCAAAUUGGACUCAUGAAAAUGACUUUUUAAAUGUUUAUUGGAUUGAAGUUUCAUUCUUCACGAGACAAUUUUUGGUUUUGGAUGCUUUUUAACAGAUGGCAUGAAUUCCAGACAAAAAAAAAAAACCCCAAAACAUUUUGGAACUGUGCAUUGAGCAAGCAAACUGAAAUUUGAGGGGUCUCAAGAAAAAAAAUUAGUGAAGGACGGGAGUCGCAGACGUCGGAGUGAACUCGGGAUGGAAAUUGAUGUCUGAAUGCAUGCGUGAUGAUCCUCUCGUUUGACGCUAGCUCUCCUCCGCACUCCAAUCCCAUCCUAGUGCAUGUCCCUCCAGUAUUCCCUUAAAAUUGCUCCAGACUGUUAUUUUGCGUCCAGGUUUACUUUUCAAGAAUAACACCAUAAAAGUGAGAAUUGUAUCUCAACUGUGUGCUCGGUUUGAUGUUAGCAAUAACAAAUAUAUGAUAUAUUUGAUAUUUAUUUCCAAAUGCGCUAAAGGCCAGGAAGCGAUCCGACGAUGACGAGGCUGCGUUUUCGAAGCAAUAGAAUUGAAGCGUUAAGUGUUCACUCGGCCUCACGUUUGGAACAGUUGACUUGUACGCCAUAAAUGUCGAAGGCUUCUUGUCGCUUCCCAAUAUGUCUAUGUGUGUCUUGAAUGCUGACUUGUAGCAAAUACGAAUAAAGAUAUCCUUAUGCUUCUA
This is a messenger RNA of Hippocampus zosterae (dwarf seahorse), 5136 nucleotides long. RefSeq names its product acetylcholinesterase (gene ache). Lineage: Eukaryota; Metazoa; Chordata; Actinopteri; Syngnathiformes; Syngnathidae. Gene Ontology annotation, biological process: acetylcholine catabolic process; choline metabolic process. Gene Ontology annotation, molecular function: acetylcholinesterase activity. Bases 295 to 2124 code for a protein of 609 amino acids. The record is from RefSeq and is a predicted model, not a curated record. Gene Ontology annotation, cellular component: plasma membrane. The transcript has 9 exons.